AUGAAUGAUACCACUAAUGCUGCUGCGCAACCCCAUUUGCCUCACGGUGGUAGUGAGGAUGAAACGUUACUGAAGAAUGUGGUGGACUUCCUUGGUAUUAUGUAUAGUAAUAAGUCCAUUGUUGGUGAUGAAAACCGACAAAUGGACGGCGCACACAGCAUUCCAGCCUCGGGGACUGCAGGGCAUCGUUUGAGCACGCGAGCAAGUUUGUACAAACGGGCCCUUGGAACUGUGCAGCCCUCCCACGCCGCUACAAAAAACACGGUACCUCCAGGGGGGACGACAAAAGAUGGGGUGCAAAGGCCCAAAAGUGCGGGUGAGAAUGACUACAUUGGUCAAUUGUUAGAUCACCUUGUGCGAACCUACUCAACGCAGCGAAUCCCUGAUGACUUAGCCGUCUCGCGUGGUGAGCGGCGGGCGAAUCCUGUUAGUAACAGCGACAGAAAAAAUGCAGCAGCCCAAUUAAGUUCGUUACAAAACAUCCCGGAUGACAUCGAUAUGUCAAUUUUUGUUAAUCAGACUCUGGAUUGCUUCUUGCGACCUGGUACACAGCCUAACUCGGCGGGCUCCAUUCUGUCCGCCCUUGAGAUGGACACAAACUUUGCAAAACUGCUGUCCUUCGAAACUCGAAGCAAUCUGCAGUACACCAUGGAUGAGAUCGACGAUAAAACUGAAACACUAAAACCCAUGUUUGUUGGCAAGCAGGCCAUGUUUAAAUCCAUGGGAUCUGCUCAAAAGAGCGAAUCGUCCGAUCACUCUUCAAACAACGUGUGUGCGACCAAAAUACCAUUACCAUGCCUCUCCACAACCCAGAAAGGGUGCGCUGCAGGAACCGGAUCCGUUCUCCCCCCUUCACAGAGCAUGACGUUGGAUUCCAAGGCUUUCGAUUUAUCCCACCCUAGUGAUACCUUUAACGAGCUCGCGAAGGGGGGGGGCACCUCACUGCGAUCCCGCCGUGGAGCGCACGGUGAGCCCUCUUUUUCCGAUCACGUCGACAUGUCUACCUCCAUGAAUGCGUUGAUGAGCCAGGAGGCACUCAGCCGAAACAUCCUGCUUGCGCUCGAGCAGCAGUUGCGAGGCUACAUAGUAUCUGCCUAUCACACUAAGCAUAAACGAUUCGGGACUUGA
This is a messenger RNA of Phytomonas sp. EM1, 1128 nucleotides long. The record is from the annotation of a GenBank genome assembly. Lineage: Eukaryota; Euglenozoa; Kinetoplastea; Trypanosomatida; Trypanosomatidae.